Xyrauchen texanus (razorback sucker) is the source of this 2564-nucleotide messenger RNA. It is a transcript of the gene urahb, whose product is annotated as urate (5-hydroxyiso-) hydrolase b. The transcript has 4 exons. Gene Ontology annotation, biological process: purine nucleobase metabolic process. Bases 148 to 510 code for a protein of 120 amino acids. NCBI's taxonomy places the organism in Eukaryota, Metazoa, Chordata, Actinopteri, Cypriniformes, Catostomidae. The record is from RefSeq and is a predicted model, not a curated record. Gene Ontology annotation, molecular function: hydroxyisourate hydrolase activity.
GCUUAAAUAUUAACCCUGUGUGUAGACGCUGGCUUGUUUUAGUUGAUUAACUCAUUGAAACACUAAUCAAACAGUGCCAAGUCCAGAUCAUCCUCAUUUAAAAGACAGCACACAGCCAGAUGACACUGACUUCAGUGCAGAACAACUAUGAGUCUAUUGAAAGACAGCGGUCCUCUCACUACUCAUGUGUUGAACACAGGGGAUGGGGUCCCUGCUGCCAGGAUGGCCCUCAGUUUGCACCGCCUGGACCCCCACAUGACCAUCUGGAACCUCGUAACUGUCGGAACCACAAAUGCAGAUGGCCGCUGUCCAGGACUAAUAACCAGCGAUGCUUUCACUCCAGGAAUGUAUAAGAUGCGGUUUGAGACGGGCCAGUACUGGGAGAGUUUGGGACAGGCCAGCUUUUACCCAUAUGUUGAGAUUGUCUUCACAAUAACUGAUGCUGAACAGAGCUUCCAUCUGCCAUUGCUCCUCAGCAGAUACUCAUACAGCACCUACAGGGGGAGCUAGUGAGCAGCUCUUCAUUCUAGCAAAUCAACUACUAUCUGCAUACUGUGCAGUGUAUGCUGCAAACUGCUUACUAUUUUUAAAUAGUAUGUGAACAUUACAUAUUAUUACAAGAAUAAAUAUUACAAACAGCAGUACAAGCAAUGCUACAUUGUUCUAACAUGUUACCAUGUUUAAAGGGAAAGUUCACCCAAAAAUGGAAAUUCUCUCAUCAUUUACUCACCCUCAUGUCAUUCCAGAUGUGUCUGACUUUCUUUCUUCUGCUGAACACAUAAUACGAUUUUCAGAAUAACAUUUCAGCUCUGUCGGUCCAUACAAUGCAAGUGAAUUUUGACUAAUUCUCUGAAGCUCCAAAAAUCACAUAAAGUUAGCGUAAAAGUAAUCCAUAAGACUCCAGUGGUUAAACCCAUGUUUUAAGAAGUUAUAUAAUAGAAACAGGGUGAGAAACAGAGAUGUAAAAUGUAAGUCUUUUUUUAUUACUCUAAAUCUCCACUUUCAUUUUUACUGAAAGUCACAUGUGGUGCCUGUUUAGUUUCACAUUCACAUCUGAAAGUGAAAUUUAAAGUGGUAGCAUAAAACAAGGAUUUAAAUUUGUAUCUGUUUCUCACCCACACUUAUUAUAUUGCUUCUGACUAUAUGGAUUUUAACACUGGAGUCAUAUGGUUAACUUUCAUGUUUCCUUUAUGCGAUUUUUAGAGCUACAAAAUUCUGGUCACCAUUCACUUGCAUUGUAUGGACCUACAGAGCUGAAAUAUUCUUCUAAAAAUCUUAAUUUGUUUUCAGCAGAAGAAAGAAAGUCUUACACAUCUGGGAUGGCAUUAAAUUAUGAGUAUUAAAUUGGGUGUACUAUCCCUUUAAUUCAGCGAUCCGUAUCAAAAUGCAGAAUAUUUUUGACUGCAUUUUUAGUUCAGUUUUUUAAAUUCUGUGGAAGUCAAAUCACAUAAUGGGUCAGAAAGAUGUAAAAUGGAAGGUUAAGUACAUACUGCAGCGCAAACUGUAGAAAUAGUAAGAGUUUUGUAUACUAUUCUUGUAAAUGGCAACUUACUUUAAAAAGUAAACUCCAAAGCAGGAAUACUAUGACUUAUACUACUUCUACCAUAUAUAUAUAUAUAGAAAGUCUAUAGAGCAGUAUGGUUGUAUGCCAUUCCAAACAGGACCAUCGUGUUUAUUUCUAAAUAUAAGGUCCAGGAAAUUACUUCAAGCAGUGUUUUUAAAUUAUUAUUAUUAUUUAAGCCUAAUUUUCGAAUGAUCUUAAUUUGAUUAGUAAAAAUAUUACAGAGAAUUAUACAUAUUGCAACUAAAUGUAUAAACACUAAGAUAAAUAUAAUGUAUUGUAUAUUAUAUUUAUUCUGACUGUAAGGUGGACUCAAACACAGCACUAGAAAGAAGGGAUAAACAGCUAUUUAUUUCUUACAUUUCAUAUACUAGUAGAGGUCACUAAAAACUGUUCUUCAACAAUAUACUGUCAAGCUGUAUUAAACAUUUCUGGUGCAGUGGAAAUGUUUGACUUGCUCUGGUCUAAUUCAUGUCCUGGUUAUUCUAAUCUGCUGCUUAUCUUUGUUUUCUUUGUUCAUUAAACCCAAAGGAAGACAGUCAAGCCACGUAUUUGUGACUACACUGAAAACUCUAAAGAGUUGAUUCUAAUCAAUUGGCUGAGUAAACUCAUUGCCUCAAUUGAAUUAAGUAUUGAUAUCUCCAAAACCUUGUGUAAUUAAGUUCACUUAACUUUGUGUUCAUGUAGAAGGAACUUAACUAUUUAAGGUUAGGUAACUAGACACAAGUAGACUUAAUUCAGAUGUACUAUUUAAAAUUUGUCAUUUCAAUUUAAUAAUUGAAAUUGAAUCCAGAUAUAUGCAUACCCCACUUUUUAAUGGCUUGCUUAACUGAUGUGUAGAUUAUUGAAGUGGUUUUUGUAUAAAGAUACAUUUUUGGGGUUUGGGUUGCGGGCAGUCACCUUGGGGGUUGUUUUGCAUUAUCCAUGUACUGUUUUCUAUGAUAAAUACAUCUGAAUAUGUAUAUUUUCUUUAAAAUUGAUAACAAAUGGAUAACAAAAAAAC